Echinostoma caproni is the source of this 399-nucleotide messenger RNA. NCBI's taxonomy places the organism in Eukaryota, Metazoa, Platyhelminthes, Trematoda, Plagiorchiida, Echinostomatidae. The record is from the annotation of a GenBank genome assembly.
AUGACGGAUCUACCCAAUCCCGGUCAAAUUUAUGCCACCUCUUAUCCGAACACCGGAUCGGUGAAUGUGCAACCGGUGGGAACCGGUACAGAUUUGUCCCAUAUGGUUACACAUCCGGCUCAACUCGGCCCCGUUCCCAUGUAUCGUACUGCCGUUCCUCAGGCUACUCUUGGACCGAUUCCUGUUAGCAUGUGUCAACCCGGACAGAGUGGACCGGGUAUGCCAAAUACAAUGGUCACAAUGGUACCUAACCCGGGAAUUGUGAACACGGGGCAAAUGCGAUUUGCCGGACAAAUGAUUCCCCAGACUAUUCAAUCCACGAAUCCAACUUCUCUAGGAUUCAAGCGACUUCUUACCGAAAUGAGUAAGUUCGUUCAAAGAAUAGAUAGCAAUGAGUAA